GUGGCUGGUGCACCUUUACACGGCCCUUGGAGCGGCCGUGGCGGUGUUCACCCUGGCGAUGGUAGCCGAGGGGCGUUAUCGCGAGGCACUGGCACUCAUGGGGCUGGCGUUGCUCCUGGACGCCACGGACGGGACCUUCGCGCGGGCGGCGAGAGUCAAGGAGAUUGUCCCCGGGGUGGACGGCGCCCGGCUGGACGACAUCGUCGACUAUCUCAACUAUGUCUUCGUCCCGUGCUUUCUGCUGCUAUGGGCGGAUCUGUUGCCUGCCGGCCACGGGUGGUGGAUUGUCUGCCUGCCGUUGUUGGCGAGCGCCUACGGCUUUUCGCAAGCCAAUGCCAAGACCCCGGAUCAUUACUUCCUCGGGUUCCCUUCGUACUGGAACGUCGUGGCCUUCUACUGUUUCGUGCUGGAGUCGGACCCUGGUUCAACGGUUUGCUGGUCAUCGUGUUGUCGGUGAUGGUGUUCGUACCCAUUCGGUACCUGUAUCCCAGCCGUAACGCGGUCCUCCAGGGCCUCACCCUCACGUUGGGGGGAAUUUGGGGAGUGCUUUGCCUGGUCGUGGUGUACUACCUGCCCGACCCGCCCUACGGGCUGGCGGCGGCUUCGCUGUUCUUCCCUGCCUACUACCUGGCGCUGUCGUUCUGGUCGCACAUGAGGCACGGGUCCGGGCACGGGCGGGUUUGA
This is a messenger RNA of Geodia barretti, 684 nucleotides long. The record is from the annotation of a GenBank genome assembly. Lineage: Eukaryota; Metazoa; Porifera; Demospongiae; Tetractinellida; Geodiidae.